Messenger RNA from Pyricularia pennisetigena, 1092 nucleotides. RefSeq lists its product as uncharacterized. The transcript is spliced from 3 exons. NCBI's taxonomy places the organism in Eukaryota, Fungi, Ascomycota, Sordariomycetes, Magnaporthales, Pyriculariaceae. Gene Ontology annotation, biological process: L-threonine biosynthetic process. The coding region runs from base 1 to 1092 and encodes 363 amino acids. The record is from RefSeq and is a predicted model, not a curated record. Gene Ontology annotation, molecular function: NADP binding; NAD binding; aspartate-semialdehyde dehydrogenase (NADP+) activity.
AUGACGUCUCAAUUCCCCACAAAGAAGUGCGGCGUCCUCGGCGCAACUGGGUCGGUUGGCCAGCGCUUCAUCCUCCUUCUCCAGCAGCACCCAUCCUUCACUCUCGUCGCAGUCGGCGCUUCAUCCCGGUCCGCCGGUAAGGCCUACAAGGAUGCCGUGCGCUGGAAGCAGUCCUCCCCUAUGAUCCAGUCCGUCGCCGACCUGGUGGUCCGCGAGUGUCGCCCGUCCGAGUUUGCAGACUGCGACGUCGUCUUCUCGGGCCUCGACUCGGACGUGGCUGGUGAGGUCGAGAUGGCGUUCCUCAAGGCGGACCUGGCCGUCUUCUCCAACGCCAAGAACUACAGGCGCGACCCGCUGGUCCCCCUCGUCGUGCCCACCGUCAACCUGCCGCAUCUGAGCAUGAUCCCGCACCAGCGCAAGCACCACGGGCUGGGCAAGGGUUUUCUGGUUUGCAACAGCAACUGCGCCGUCAUCGGGCUCGUCAUCCCCUUUGCCGCGCUGCAGGCGCGCUUCGGCCCCAUCGAGACUGUCUCCGUCGUCACGAUGCAGGCCGUCUCGGGCGCCGGCUACCCGGGCGUCUCGUCCAUGGACAUCAUUGACAACGUGGUGCCCUAUAUCGCCGGCGAAGAGGACAAGCUCGAGAGCGAGGCCCGCAAGAUCCUCGGCGGCAUCAACGCCGAGGCCACAGCCUUCGAGGAGCAGACCUCGAUGCGUGUCAGCGCCAGCUGCAACCGCGUCCCUGUGCUCGACGGCCACAUGGCCUGCGUCUCGCUGCGCUUCGCAAACAGGCCUCCGCCACCUCCCGAGGCCGUCAAGGCCGCAAUGGCCACCUACGUGAGCGAGGCCGAGUCGCUGGGCUGCCCGUCGGCGCCGUCGCCGUCCAUAAUGGUGUUUGAGGAGGCGGAUAGGCCCCAGCCCAGGCUCGAUAGGGAUCUGUCGAGGGGCUAUACUGUAAGCGUUGGUCGGGUCCGCGAGGACGAUAGCGGAAUCUUUGACAUCAAGUUUGUCGCGUUAAGCCAUAACACCGUAAUUGGAGCAGCAGGAUCUUCCAUUCUGAAUGCCGAGGCAGCCGUUCUGAAGGGCUACCUGUGA